Messenger RNA from Cynara cardunculus var. scolymus (artichoke), 911 nucleotides. RefSeq lists its product as uncharacterized. Bases 148 to 693 code for a protein of 181 amino acids. The transcript has 2 exons. NCBI's taxonomy places the organism in Eukaryota, Viridiplantae, Streptophyta, Magnoliopsida, Asterales, Asteraceae. The record is from RefSeq and is a predicted model, not a curated record.
ACUCAUAAGCAAAGAAAAAGCAUUACGCUGUGUUCAUACCUGAAACCCUAUUUUUGUUCUUAAAUUUUUCAAAAGCUGUACAGUGGAUAUUGGUUGGAAAGAAUCAAGCUUUUAUAAACCAAGAGAUCUAAGUUUCAGAAUUCAGAAAUGACGAUGAUGGAGAUGGGCUCUUCUUCUUUAGAUCAAGAAAACAAGAUUAAGAUGAUGGGUUAUGAAGAUGAUGAUUCGUUUUCGUCUGAUGUUUCGAGUUUGGUGUCUUCAGAUGAUGAAUCUGAUGAUGAAGAAAGCAACUCUUCCUCCGGUGGUGGUUCUUCUCCGCCGCGGACGACCGCCUUGGGUGACAUGUCUGAUCUCCUCCAGCAACUUCCAUCCAAAAGAGGGUUAUCGAAACACUUCCAAGGGAAAUCACAAUCUUUCACAUCUUUAUCGAAAGUUAUGUGCUUAGAAGAUCUUGCAAAACCAGAAAACCCUUUCAAUAAGAAGAUGAAAUCUUGCAAAAGCUAUGUGGGUUUAUCGAGAGUUCUUCCACCUCCAACAAGAAGUUCUUCUUCUUCAAAGCUUUUCAACAAGAAAGCACCAUCCAGAGCUUCGUGUUCUUCACUGAGCAUCGGAAGAAAUGGAAGCUAUCUUGGAUUAAGCAACAACAGUAGGCCACCUACUCAUCCAUCUCAUAACAAUGGGGCCUGCUUCUAGUUAGCUUCUCAAAUCAUGCCAUACCCCUUUGUUUGAGGCAAUCAAAAUUGAAUUAGAUCGUUUUCUUGCUUUGCGGACGUCCGUAAGGGAAGUUUCUUCCCUUUGCAAUUUGUAUUUGUGAGAGACUUCUGUCAUGAAACCCAUAUUUGUGUAUCGGAUUUAAAAUACAAUCAGUGUGUAUAUACUAAUUAAUGGAUUUGUUCAAGCGAAUUGAUCAA